GGCUCCUUCCCUAUAGUUCACAUACAUACAUCGCCCACAUGGAGGUCCUCUGCGCUCUUUCACAUUGUCAUCUGACCUCUGACAUUUCCACCAGAGCUGGGAGGGCCAACAUUAUACGUUUCCGCCCUUUGUUAGCAGUGCCAUUCCUUGUUCCAAGCUUUAGUUAAAGGAAAGAGGCAAGGCACGUUGUAGGGACGGAGUGAUUUGAAGGCCAGUGAGGUCUCAAGACGGUUUGAGAAGGACUGAAGAUGCUGACUACAAUCUUAUUGCUUUGUGGGACUGUGGGGCUGCUGAAAUCAGAGCCACAUUCAAGGUAUCCUGGUCAUCACCAUCAGAGGCAAGGGCCAGAAGCUCCUCAGAUGCCUGCACCUCCACAACCAUCUUCUCCAGCUGAAGAAUUCUGGACAAGAGAGUCCACCCAAGAUGAAACGGAGCCAGAGAUGGAGGAGUCUUACCCUGCAAGUCAGGAAGCCAGAAAUGAGAACUGGUGCUCCUCUGUUCAAUAUCGGACAGCCACUUACGUUGCAGUGUGCAGGACAGAGAAAUACAUCAUCCGGUCCCAGCAACCAUGUCCGAAUGGAACUCCAGACUGCCAGAAGAUCAUGUACAGAACAGCGUUGAAGCCAGUCUACAAGAUAAAAGAGAAAGUUGUCAGCUUUUUAGACUGGAAAUGCUGUCCAGGUUAUGUAGGCAAGGAUUGUGAACAUUAUGAUCCAGCUCAGUUUCCAGUGAGUACCAGUCAGCCUGAACACUGGGAAGAAACAUUCUCAAACCACAACUCGGGAGAUGUUGUAGAAGCCCAUCAAAGUCAUGAAGCUCUGCUAGAAGACCUGCAGAAUGACGUUCACCAGACAGCAAACAGUUUGGGAAUCUUACAGAAUGUCCUUCAUCACAACAGCACCAACAGAAACGGAGGGAUGGACCAGCACCAGUCAGAAGUCCAGCAAAUGCUCUUUCUCCACAUAAACAGUUUCCUGAAGGAGCAUUUUAAUCCUGUCUGGGCAAGUUUCAAUAAAAGUCUACAGGACCUGUCCACUGCUGUGCAGAACCUUUCGCAGAGCGUGGAGGCUAAUCGGAAGAGCAUAGAGCAGUUCCAAGAAAGUGCUGUGCCCAGAAAAGAUUUCCAAGAACUAGGGACCAAGUUUGAAUCCAAAGUCCAAGCCAAUGUUCUGAGGGCCGACCAGAUGAAGCGAGAAAUGGACCGCCAUAACUACCUGCAACAAGCAGUCAUCAACUACAAUCUUACCAUGAUCAAAGCAGAUACGGACCUGAAGCUCAAGAGACACCACAAGCUGCAGCAGUCUUUUUUAUUAGCAUUAAACAACAGUUUGGCCGACCUGAGACAAGAGCAAAAUAAGCUUCAGGGUGAGCUUGAGGUCCUCAACAGAAAUUUUGCAAUGUUCCCAAGGAAAUUGGGCAAUCGGAAUGAGAUGUUUGCAGAUGUUGAUGUGCAGAGCCUCAAUCAGACCUUGGAAAAACAUGCUCGGGAGCUAAAGACACUUUAUGAGGAGUCUGAAAAAGACUAUGAAGAACUAACUGAUUCCAUCACAAGGUUAAAAGACAGCUCAAAACACGAUUUAGAGGACUUCCGAAUACGAUUAAUAGAAGGGAGUCUCAUGAUUGAUGAAUACAGAGAAGAUGUAGAAAAGAGGAUUUUCGCUCUUAAUGAUAGUCUGGCAGAUGUUCAAGAAAACUAUUGGAGUCUACAGAAGUCCAUGAAGACAUGCUGUUGUGAAGAUCAGCCUUCCAGUACUGAUGUGGAAGGCUUAAAGAACACCACUCAGAUGCAUGGAGAACAUCUAAAGCAUCUGGAGGCACGUUUAAAAGAUCUCGCCGCUGCUUUCCCGCUUAUCCACCAGUCUUUGGAUUUCCAACAAGAACAAAGUUGGAAGCUACAAGAUGGACUCUCUCUCUUAAAAAACCAUUCUGAAGUUUUGUCUGAGGAGGUUGAUCUGCUAGAAAAAGCCGACGAGAAGAUGCACCAUCACAUCAAGUAUCUGAAUAGUUCUUUCAAUUCAUUGCUGGGGGAUGCAUUGAGACAUGAGACAGCCCUUGAGAUCUUGCUUGGAGAAGAAAUAUUGGAACACCUGUCUGAAGAAGAGAUCAUUCUAUCCAUGGAUCAACUUCCAGAGAUGAACAUCAAAUUAAUGUCAGACUAUCUCAAGAAGCAAAGUAUGACACUAGAGUCUCUUAAGAAGAGAAUAGACUCUUUGGAGGCAGAUCAUGAGAAUAAUCCACAUGAUCAUAAAUCUUUGAAAGAUCCUGAUACUGAGAAACCAAUAGACCUCAAUCCCCAACAUGGUAGAAUAGAAAAUAUGGAGCCAAACCAUGAAGCUGUAAUGGAGGAUGCCUUAGACAAUCCAGCAUACCAUGAUAUUAUGACCCUAAAAAGAGAGAUUGGACAUCUUACGAAAGAGAUGAAGAAAUUUGAAUCGCAGUGGGAUCAUAUUCAUUCCUGCUGCAAUCAAACUAAGGCCAACCUCAGUGUUUCAAUCAAGGAGGUGAAGGAAGAUCUUGGGUCAGCCCAAAAAAACUUUGAAGAACAUCUAGCGAUCUUUCAGAAAUUGUUUAGAAAUAGUAAGGAGCUGGCUGCCUCAAAUGUAAGCCUGGAUGUAGCAAAGCUUCAGUUGAUGAUGAGCAGAAAAACGAGGAAGCACCUUAAGGAACAAGAACAGCAAAACAUGAGGGACAAGAAAGAGGUCCAUGGCCACAGAGAAGCUACUUUGAAUGGAAGAAACAAGAUCAAUGCAGAGACACUGGAGGAAGGCACAGUGGUGGCUUUUUACGUGCAAUACGCCAAAGGUAAAGAGGAGCCCUCCAUCCUGAACCGCACCUACCUUAACUACGGAGGGGGUUACUCUCGUGAACACGGCUACUUCAAGGCAUCUCAUAACGGUGUUUAUAUGGUGGCGGUCAGUGCUGAAUUUCCCCCAGGACCCGUCAUGGGACAACUAGUUUUCAGCAAUGGCCACAGAACGACUCUAAUCAACAACACGAAGAGGAAGUCCAGCGGCGGUUAUACAACUCUCGUCGCCCUCGUGGAACUGGAGAAGGGAGACUUGAUGUGGUUUGAGCUGGUCCAAGGGGCCGCAGUGAGACAAAACAUAGUUGGAUUGAGCAUGGCAGGGUUCUUGCUACUGAAAACCUGAGAAGGAAGACCUUGGCCAUGUCAAGAGCCCUCCUGUGAGUGAAGGAUGUCUUAAUGAAUGACAUUUUGCCCGCAUAAGGACAUUAGCUCAGCAAUGCUUUCUAGAAGGACUUCGGUAGCUGCUUAGGCACGGCUCCAACGCAGUGGAGGUGCAGAAGACAAUCUGUUUCUUCAACUGGGCACGAGGCUAUGUGUUCUGUCCCAGCCGAUGUACGUCCUUGCUACUUCACAAAGACAACCCCUCUUUUAACAGUAGACUGGAAAAUAAACCCUUUUUAUUUGAGUUACAGACCCGAUAAUUGUCCCAGAAAACAAAAGCAACAGAACACUUUUCCAAUGGAGACCUUGUCCAAAAGCAAAACGGAGCACGAGUCAAACAGGAAAUAUCUAACAAGCAAAAUAAACAGACCAUGAUCUCGUGUGUUGUCAGCCACCUCAGAGUUGUUGGACACAAGACGGGUGACAAAUAAAUUUUAUAAAUAAAAUUUCAACUCUGAUUCCCACA
Crotalus tigris (Tiger rattlesnake) is the source of this 3653-nucleotide messenger RNA. RefSeq names its product multimerin 2 (gene MMRN2). NCBI's taxonomy places the organism in Eukaryota, Metazoa, Chordata, Lepidosauria, Squamata, Viperidae. Gene Ontology annotation, biological process: negative regulation of cell migration involved in sprouting angiogenesis; negative regulation of vascular endothelial growth factor receptor signaling pathway. Gene Ontology annotation, molecular function: protein binding. The transcript has 7 exons. The record is from RefSeq and is a predicted model, not a curated record. Bases 249 to 3149 code for a protein of 966 amino acids.